AUGCCCCGGCACAUGCCCAUGCAGACGCAUCACCAGCCGCGGAAGACGACACGAGGCCGUGCGCCUCCGAAAAGAAUUCUCGACCGUAGGCUUGUAACCUCAAAUCAUCAUCCAAGAGUUCAUAUUCAGUUCACCAACAAGUGGACUUUACAACCUGCGGUUGGAUCUUAACGUUUUGUUCUUAUGCUCUGGCCAUUCUCACACUUCCCAUCUCCAUCUUCUUAUGUGUAAAGGUCGAGACCAAGUUGUUAAUCACUGUCAAAAACAAAUCUUCAGGUCGUUCAAGAAUACGAAAGAGCUGUCAUUUUUCGGCUUGGUAGGAUCAAACCAGGUGGCGCUAGAGGGCCAGGUGACUAGAGUUUUUCACUGAAUUUUUUUCAAACAAGGCACAAGCCAAUAACACAACUAACUAUUUUUUGUCGAAAAGAAUGGCUUUUUUUUCUCAAAAAACCUGUGAAAAAGUUGACCUUACUGUUUUCAGGAUUAUUCUUCGUGAUACCAUGCAUCGAUUCGUACAAGAAAAUUGAUUUACGGGUUUUGUCAUUUGAAGUUCCUCCACAAGAGGUUUGCGGAGACAGCGGAUAUUAAUUCCAUUUUGAUCUGAAAUGAACAAAAUUUAGCUUCUUUCAAAAGACGCUGUGACUGUUGCAGUAGAUGCGGUUGUAUACUUUCGUAUAUCAAACGCCACUAUUUCUGUAAGAUCAUGAAUUUGAUGACUUUUUGGUGGAAUAUGGGUUCAUUCAGGUGAUAAAUGUGGAAGAUGCUGCAAGGUCAACGAAGCUUUUGGCUCAAACGACUUUGAGAAACAUUCUUGGUACGAAAACAUUGACAGAGAUGCUUUCUGAUCGUGACGUCAUUUCUCUUCAAAUGCAAGUAAGCAUCAGAAUUGAGAAAGCGCAAAGAGACUAAAAAAACGGUUUUUUUAACAUACAAAAAUGAAUAGUUUUAGUAAUCAUUGAUUAUUUCGAGUUUGAUUGACAUUUAUAAGCGCCUCUAUUAUUUCAAUUAGUUGUUUGUGCUGAGCGAUGGAGAUUUGUAGCAAACACCGAAUUCUACUAGACUACGAUCGCGUGAACUGGUUGCUUGAAUAAUAGAAAAAAAAAUUUGGAUAACACGAGGAGAAAACUUUCAAGAGUUUGCAGCGUUCACUAGUGCACACGUUUUUACGAAAACAGCCUUCAGGAAAUUGAGUUUGUGAAGUUUGAAAGAGCACUUUUAAGUUCAAUAUCUGUGUUUUUUAUUUAUUUUCAAUACAAAUCUUCAGAUUCUUCCUGUUUAACCUCUUCGAUGAGUAAUCAUUGCUUGAAUACCAGUUUUUUUUUCAAAAUCAAAAAUUGAAGAUUUGAAAGUCAAAACCGAGAAGUGUAGCAAUUUUUAAUGAAGCCAACGCCAAGCAAAUUUUUGCCUCCAAUUAAUAAUAAUUCCUGUUUCAGGCGACACUUGACGAGACGACCGAGCCCUGGGGAGUAAAAGUAAGCAUUUUCAUUUGCUGGGCAUGCUAAAAAAAAAGAAAUGCCUGAAACCGAGCGAAUUCUCUGCACUUGCGUAACCUAACACUUUGGCGGGUGUCGCAUUCAGAGCCUUCGUUACGCAUGAAAGAUGAGAGAACGUUGAAUAUGUGACGCGCCGUAGCUCUUCUCUCAAUUUGGCGAGUUUAGGUUGAGCGAGUGGAGAUGAAAGACGUGCGACUGCCGCAUCAGCUGCAACGAGCCAUGGCCGCCGAAGCCGAGGCGACCCGAGACGCCUGCGCCAAGGUUCUCUCUCGGAGACUCCCGACUUUUCGGCUUGGAAACAAAAAAUGAAGGAAAAUUUGUUCGGUAUCUCUGAAGAGUGAACUAAUGACUUUUUUGAAGCUUGCGAAAUUUGUUUUUCUUAAGACUCUAUGCAAGGACCAGUUACAAACGUUUUUGAUUAACUUUUUCCUAACCUUAGAUUAUUUUGAUUACAAUUCUCGAAUAACUUUUUGAACUUCCAAUCUUUGAUUUUUGAUAAUUGUGCUACGAUAAUUUUACAAACAUCAAAACAUCAAAAGUGAUAUCCUAAAGUUAUUGAUUGAGAUAAUUUCAAUUUCAAAUGUAAGUUUAUAAUACUUCUCUUGAAAUUUUUGUACUUUGACUUAUUCUGAGGAUAACAACAACAAAAAGCAAGAAAGAACCGUUACAUUAAUUCACACCAGCAGCUUCACUAAUACUGACAGUCAAACUUUUUGAAAAGUUUGUCUUAAUUUUUCAUAAAAUGACACAAAACGUUGAAACCAAAAAGCAUUGCGAUCACUUUGCGUUUACCGGAAAGUAUUAAUACCAAGUAUUGGAUUUUGGACUUCGUUUUUUUUCAUCAAAAUUUUUGGAUAGCUAUGAAGAGAUGCGGAAAAAGAUUCCUUCAUUCUUUUCUGAUUACAUUUUCAAUGUAUUAACUUCUUCUUGUCUAUUGCGCAAAUGAGGAUGGUUUCAGAAAAUAUUAAUUCAAUUAAAUUAAUCAAAAAAACUGAUAAUUUUUUUCUUUUGCUUCUUCACACUAGGUUGCAGAUAAUAGCAGCUGAAGGAGAGCAGAAGGCUUCGAAAGCUCUUGCUGACGCCGCGGAUGUCGUAUGUCUUGAUUUAGUUGAAAUAUACUUUUUUUCAUUUUUUUCAAGAUCGCAACUUCCCCCUGUGCAAUUCAGCUGCGUUACUUACAAACAUUAAACAGCAUCAGGUGAGUAGCUACAAUUUUUUUCCCACGUUCAGAAGAAGUAAAACUGUAAUUAGCCCUUUUUUGCUUCUUACUAGGAAUAAAAUUUAUAUUUUAGCUUUGAAAAUUUCCAGAUAGAUUUCUCAUAUCUAUUCUAACCUCCUUCAAAGUAAUACUUUUUUUCAAACUGUAAAAUAUCAAUUUCUUUCUUGAUUCUGUGUUGACACUGAAGCCUUGAAAUAUUUUUUUCUUCAGAUAUUUUUUUCAAAAAAAGUUUUUUUGAAGGUAAGUACGAUGAGUCCCAAUCUAUACCCUAGAAGAGCGUCUGGUUAAACUUUCAGAAAACUUUAAAUUUUUGAGUGGGACCAAUCCACUUUUUUUUCUUGUUGCACCAAAGCACUUUUGAGAAUACUCAUAACUGAUACUUCAAAAUUAUUUUCCUUUUUAAAGUCAAGAAUUUUUUGAACUGAAAUAUCUAUCAUAAAUAUUCUCUAAAAAGAAAGGUCGGAAUGUAUUUAUUUUAAGCUCCGAGAAAAACAAUACGAUAGUUUUUCCGUUUCCCAUGGAAGUGAUAUCGAGAUUCGUGAAGAAUGGAACCAAAACAAGGUGAGAUUUGCUUCUUUUACGAGAUAUGGCGUUGCUUUCAGGAAAAACGUCAUCAAGUAG
Caenorhabditis auriculariae is the source of this 3333-nucleotide messenger RNA. Lineage: Eukaryota; Metazoa; Nematoda; Chromadorea; Rhabditida; Rhabditidae. The record is from the annotation of a GenBank genome assembly.